Saprolegnia parasitica CBS 223.65 is the source of this 1105-nucleotide messenger RNA. RefSeq lists its product as hypothetical. The record is from RefSeq and is a predicted model, not a curated record. The coding region runs from base 19 to 1065 and encodes 348 amino acids. Lineage: Eukaryota; Oomycota; Saprolegniomycetes; Saprolegniales; Saprolegniaceae. The transcript has a single exon.
ACGAGACAGAAGAAGACCAUGAGCGAGUCGAUGGGGAGCAUCUCGGGUGUCCAGCCGCGGCCCGUGUGGAUCGCGGGUUGGCUCUACGAGCGGUACGGUCUCGGCUCGUACAAGGCGCGCUAUUGCGUCUGCAAGGGCAGCGCGCUGCACACGUACAAGGACGAAGACGUCUUCAACGGCCAGCUCAAGCUCACGAUCGGCCUUGCGCACAUCGAGCCGUAUGCUGACGAGCCCCAUGCGUUCCGGAUCAGAGAUGUGCGCGGGAAAGCGCGGAUCUUCAAGGCCCAGGACGCCGAAGACUGCACCCACUGGAUGGCGCGCCUCCGGACGGCGAUGCUCGAGGAGCUGCCGGCGUCGCCAUCGUCGUCGUCCCGGUCGUCGACGAUGUCGUGGUCCAUCGCUGCGACGCCCGGCGCCGAGCCGCUCAGCGCCAAGCCGAUCAAGAUCGACCUCCUCGACUUUUCACCGCCGCCCGAAAUCUCUGUCGACGACACGCCACCGACGCCUCUGCCGCCGCGCCAAACCAAUGCCGAGUCACCGCCUCGGCGCUGGACGUCGUCGCUCAAGCAGUUGUUCAAGUCAACGUCGUCGUCGUCGUCGUCGUCGCUGACCGACGUCGUGUCGGUGCCCAUUAUCACGUGGGGCAACGCGGCCAACGCCGGCCUCGCGCGCCAGCUCGAGCGACUCAUGUACGAGUGGUACCGCGACUGGGACUCGGGGCGGCCCAUGAGCGCGUGGCGCAGCGUCAAGCCGCAGGUGUUUACCUUGCACAUCAACGGCAUCCACGUCGAGGACGAGCGCCCGGUGCUCUUCUCGACCACGUUUCCGGCGGGAUUUACGUGGGAGGUCUCGAGUCUCUUCUCGGCGACGCCCAAGAUCGCCUUUGCGUGGCGCCACGCCGGCAAGUUUACCGGCCGGUUUGACAACCUUGCUGGCAACGGACGGGACGUGGCACUCCAAGGCUUCGCGGUCGCCCGCGUCGAUGUGCACGUGCAACGUCUGCUCUGCCUCGAGCUCUUUUUCGACCCAGCGCCGCUCGUCGCGAAUGCCGGCGUCCCAUAUUAAUCCUUGAUGAUGGAGUAUAUUGUCUAUCUUUCUGCGUCCC